GCAUCAAGAGCACCUGUUCUUUCCGAGAAUAUUAGUUUGGGAACUAUUUUUUGUAGGCGAUCGCGGAGGAAUAUAUUUAUAUUUACACGCCGGUUUCGUAACACGCGAAAGCGAGCUCACAGCUAAGUGUAGGGUUGAUAGAGAGAAUUCUACGCAAUGCCGCCUACCGCUAACUCUUCAGUGUUCCAGUAAAUAUGGAGAAACUGUUCUUGUUUUUUCUGCAAUAAGAUUCGAAUGACGAAUAUUUUUGAAGAUUAUCGUCUUUGGCGGCUACUUGAAUCACAUUUAGAAGCUGUUAAAUUAGACCGAAAUAAUCAAAUGAAAUUCUUUACUAUAGAGCCUAAAUAUCAAGGUUGUUCAUCGGCUGCUGGAGCACAAGCCACAAUGAAGCAUCGGUGACUGCCAUUUCAUCCAUUUAUCUGCACAAUUCACUAGUUAUCCUCAUCAGCUCUCAGUCUCUUCAUUCACUGUUGUUGAAGUGAAUCCUGCUUUCACAACAGCUUUAAAAUAGCACCACCAUACUCUUUAAAGGUACGUAUCAUCAAGCCUUCUUGAAAAAAGAUUCUUGUUGUUCCUGAAACGGGACAUGGCAUGAUGGACCAUGAGGAGGAUGGAGACGUCGCGAUCAAUUUAUCCAAAAACCAGGCGCCAAGAUCUGCAGACACUCCUAACGGAAAUGCAGAGCCGGAGAACGGAGAGCCCCAGGGCUCUAAGGCUCUGGUUAUUAAGCGGUCCAGGUCGGCCAACCAUACCGACAAGUCUGGUGGCAACGAAUCCAACAUCCCUCCUUUGUUGAUGAUGAAUUCGCAGCUGUUGGCUCAACAUCAGCUGCAACAGCUACUGCAGCAACCGUCGCCUACGCAGUUGCAGCAGUUACUGCAACAGCAACAGUCCAUUUUUUUACAGCAACAGCAGCAACAGCAUCAACAACAUCAACAGCUCAAGCAGCUAGAGUCCGUAAUUCCGCACAUCCAAGAGCAGAUCAACCUCAACAUAAUGCAGCAAAGUCAAAUCCUUCAUCAACUAAAUGGACUGAAUAAUGGCCUGCCGGGGCUCGGAUCGUCCGACAAAAAGGCCAACCGACAGCAGUUGCAGUUGCAACUUCAGCAACUGGCACUGCAACAACACCAACUCAUGCAGCAAUUGCAACUAAGCAACAGGCAAUAUAUGAUCAAUCUCCAACCUUUCAUGCUUCCACAGGGUCUGAAUGCCAAUGACAUGUGGAAAGAAGGUUCUGGUGACGAGGGUGGUGCGUCCCUCAAUGGGAUGAUGCACGGGGGCUCCUCUGGCGGCCGGCCCCUCAUGAAUGGUGCUGCUGCUCAACACGAGAGCUACUCCGUUUCCCCCGUCAGUACAGCUUCCUCUUCCUCGUCCCAAAGAAGUCUACCCCCUACCCCUAAGGAGGAACAGAGGGGCUGCUCCAGUCCUCCAACUCACGCUCUUUAUGGGCACGGGGUCUGCAAGUGGCCUGGAUGCGAAGCUGUGUGUGAUGAUUACCAAGCAUUCAAAAAACACUUAAAUCUGGAGCAUCAACUGGACGAUCGGAGCACGGCGCAAGCCCGCGUCCAGAUGCAAGUCGUGUCUCAGCUAGAGCUACAGCUUUCCAAAGAGAAGGAACGUCUCCAGGCCAUGAUGCAACACCUCCAUAUGAAGCCAUACACCAACAAUGGCACCGCCAACAACAGCAAUGGUUCUAACCAUAAUCAUCGCAAUUCGCCUUCCAAGACAGAAAACAACAUCAUGUCCAACAUGAAAUCAGGGCCCCCCACGUCCCCUCAGAUGGCCCUCGUCCCUGCCGUCAGCAGUUCACCGCCCGCCCUAUCCGCCGUCAUGACGACUAUGUCAAAUGCGGGGCCCCUCAUGGCUGCCGUCCCCCAGAGAUUAGGGCCCCCUCCGCCACUCCACCCGCCCAACCCGAAUACCAUGGGACCUGCCCGCCGAAGGCUCAGCGACAAAAGCUGUCCGCCCCUAUCUGUGCUUGACGUUCCUUCUCUACCUGAUUCUCCUAUAAGGAGAAGAGUCGUUGAAAGAGCUAAUUUAGAUAUCACUGAAGAAAUUCAGAGAAACAGAGAAUUUUACAGAAAUGCUGAUGUCAGGCCACCAUUUACAUAUGCUUCUUUGAUAAGACAAGCUAUAAUUGAAGCUCCAGAAAAGCAACUCACUUUAAAUGAAAUAUAUAAUUGGUUUCAAAACACUUUUUGCUACUUCAGACGAAAUGCUGCCACAUGGAAGGGAAAAUUCCGGAACUCUUCCUUCAAGAAUGCAGUACGUCACAACCUAAGUCUUCACAAAUGUUUUAUGCGGGUUGAAAAUGUUAAAGGAGCCGUUUGGACUGUGGAUGAACUUGAGUUCUACAAACGGCGUCCUCAACGACUUCAAGAACGAAUGUCAGGCAGUCUGCAGAUGCCAGCACAGGGUCUUGUCCCACAAGGUGUACCACUCAUGCAUGGUCAAGGUCGAAUGGGUAGUCCUCCCCUGAGACAAAGCCCUGGGCUGUAUGGAGAUUCUCUCAAUGCUUCUUUACAGGCUGCCUUGGCCGAAAGUAAUUUAUCCUUCCUUAAUUCAUCAGUGGGAGGUAGUGGAGCAGGGCCAAACACUCCAACGUCCACGCCAACCCCUGCUGCCACACCUGACUGUGUCACUUCUCAAUCCUGUGGCACAUCUGCUCUUAGUGAAGCAGAGCGCUAUGUGGUAGAAAUGAUCACACAUGGGAUGAACAAUUCGUCUAUGAAUGGUUCAAACAUCCACAUUAAACAAGAACCUCUCUCUGAUGAAACUGGUCACAUGUGUCCUCCCGAAAUACAGCAUCCAAGGGAGGAGGAGGAUCGCCACUCUGAGGCCAACUCUGAUCCUCAAGGCAUGCACGAUGAACAAGAGGAGGACAUGGAGGAAGCAGAGGACCUCUCACUUUCCUCCUCCAUAAACUCUGAGCCCCAGGCUACAACAUGUCCUUAGUACAUUUAGAUACAGAAAACUCUCCAAGCCAUACAUAGUUCAGUGUGCAGUUUACGGACAGCAUGAAACCAUGGGGGUGAUUAGUGGAAAAAGAACUGAAAACUUUCAGGUUUCUGUUUCACGAUAAUUAUAUUCUUAUUGAAUUGGUUACUAGAUUUUCAGUCAGUGUAUAGUACUAUCUUAAAAUUAUGAUAGCAAAUUUUUGUCAUGAAGCAGAUUUUGUAGUAGUUUCAUCAGUGCUUCAGUAUUGGUAUAAAGGAUAUUUUUAUGUAUUUUUAAUGAAAGAUUGUUUACUAAAAUCACACUCCCUGAAUCAGUUAAAAGGCAUGCUUUACUUUUUAGAAGCAUUGUUUUCUGUAUUUUUAUUUCUGUAAGCCUAAAUCAAGAUAACAGAUUAAAAGUUAAUCAUUAUUUAAUAUUUAUUUUAUUUUUGUUUAUUUCAUUAAAAUUAUUAAAUUUUCUUUUGCUUUGCUUCAUUAAAUUAUAGUCCCUUUUUAUUGUGAUUUUCUUAAAAAAUUUUACUGCAACAAUCAAUCACUCAGAUAUAUCUAAAUUAGAUAAUUAUUUAUUUUGCAAAACAUAAUCCAUAUGUGUCUAAUUUGUUUUUAAUUUUACUUUGAAGGAAAAAAAAGCAACCCUAAAUUACACUCCAACUUUAUUUUUGUAUUUUCACCUUAAGGCAUAUAUGCCUAUAACCUGCUAAAAGAGGCAGUGGUACAGACCUGAUUUGUUUUCAGUUCCCAUUCCCACACACUCCUGUAGGAUGUUAUCUUGCAGCUGAAAGCAGCUGAGUCAAUCUUCCGGCCAAAUCGGUUCUCAAUUAGAUGGGGGAAAAAUGCUGUGCUGCAACUACCGUGUAAAGAUUACCUCACUCUCAUUGCAGUAUAUACAGAUAUAUACCUCACAUUGCAAUGAUAAUUGCGUAUCCUUCCUUCAGUGCUUGUUCCUGGACGUCACUUCUGUUGUGAAGUGAACACUAUUAGAGAGACAGUUCUUUUUUGCAUUUUAGAUACAAAGUGAUGAUAACAAUAUAAACAAAGUGGAAUCGUUAUAACAGUUAAUAAAAAGUAAAAACAAACAAACCAACUUUUUGAAGUGUGAUUUUUUAGCUAGAUUGAUGGCCAUUGCCUGCUGUUUUGUCUAGGUGAAGAGCAUUGGGUUUUUAUAGAUGUAAAAAUACAUGCAGAGGAAAGACUGACAUUAUACAAUUUUAUCUGUAGAGAAACUUUUUUUAAUUUACAGCAUAUUGUCAUGCCAGAGGAAUUAUUGUGAAAAAAAAAUGGAGAAAAAAAAAAUGCUUUUUACUGAAGUACCAGAGAAAAAUCAUUCCGUGUAUAACUUAAUUCUGGUAUUGAAUAUAUGUGAUUGUCAUGUUUUGUCUCCAUGUGUUUAUUAAUGUGUUGAAAGAAAUCUGUUUUUUGCUGAUUAUUCCUUUAGUAUUAAUGCCUAAAUGUUGCCAACAUAUAGUUCUUCAGUUUCUUUUUACCCAUUUGCUCAUUUUAUCGAUGCAUGGGCAUGAGUACACGUGCAUACUGGAAAACUGAUUUCUGAGUAUAGAAUCAUUGUCAUUUUGUAAAUAGGUAGAGCAUAUGAUAUUUAAUUUUGUAAUAUUUUAAUUAUUACAGGGUCCUUGCCCUUCACCUCACUAGAGUUCAAAAAAAAAAUUUUUGUUGGAUUUAUAAAGCAACAUGAUGUAGUUUUAUUUGCAUUUCAACCUUGUUUUUACAGGUUCACUAUUGUAAAAAUGUGUGCCAUAUGAUAGAUAUAAGUUCCAUGCAGCCAUCAUAUAGAUCAAACUCUUCUGUUGCAUGUAGAUGUAUAUAUUUUAUAAUAUUUUAUUUUGAUUCUGUAUAGGGAAGCAUUUCCUCCUUCAUCGCAAGUUUGUGUUCAUUCUAUUGCAUGGAACUCUAUGUUAACUGUGAAUUAUCAUAAUAAUCAAUUUGAUUGAUUAUCAAUAUGAUAAUAUUAGUGUUGAAAAUCUUCAUACUACUAGAAGGGCAAAGACUUGCUGUUAUACUUCAAAAAUCAGCUUUCCCACUUAUUUUUUCAUUGAAUUUGUUUUUUCCUAUGUUGCUGCUUUGAUAUUUCAUAAUCAACUCAUUUAUAAGCGAAUCACAUUUUUGUCACAUGUGUGCCAUGUUGAUUUAAUGCUGUGAGAAAAACACUUGUUAACUUUGACACAAAUAUUCUACUUUGAAGCUCUCUGUGAAAAACAAGAAAUGCAAGAUUAAUUGCUUAGCUUCAUAUAAGACUGAGUUAAUAAUGAACAGAUUGUGCACAUGAAUAUUUUUUCAACUGAGCUUCCUGCUGUGUUUUUCACUUAAAGAAGGUGAAAAAUUUUCUUCCGUGUAUAGUUUUAACCGCAUAAAUUAAACACUGUUCUAAUUUCAUAACAUUUCAUUGUAAUUUUUCAAUCAAUGUAGUUAAUAAUUUCAGAAUGUUAUUUUUAAACAUCUGGCUUACUCUCAAUAAAAACAACAUACCUCUAAUUUAUUAAUGUUUAAUGUAUAGCAUGUGCUGAGGUUUAAUUUUGUGAUUAUUUUUUCAUUAUGUGAUACUAAUAUGUGAAUGAACCUUUUAAAUUUAUUUUAUUCAAGUUUAUUCAAAAAGUUCUAUUUAAAUUGCAUAACAUGUUUAAUUAGAAUUUUCCCUGGUUUAAAUACUUAAUAGAUUGAACAAAUUUGUCGUUAUGUAUAUGAUACCAUAGGAGGAGAGUUAUUAUAAAUGUCUGCCAUAGCUGCAAUAAUUUUUGGUUUUGGUUCUUUUUAGUUGUUUGUUAAAAAAAAAACUGGUAAUACUAAAUGUAUUUUGAAUUUUCUAUAUGAAUAAGAUAUGCUUUAUGUUCAGUUGCCUCUAAAAUUUAUAUUGUAUACUUACAUAUCACCUAUAUUAGCCAAAUUUUGGUUAAAUGUGAUACAAAAUUAUCCAACACUACAUAUCAAGCAAAAUUAAUUAUCAUUUUCACAAGUGCUGUUGUUCAAGAUUGUUAAUCAAUACUGCAGAUUAUUAAAAACCUCAUUUGCUAAUUGUUUAGUGUAUCUAUAUUAUAAUAAAAAUUAAACUAAUAAAACCUAAAAAAGUAGGAAUCACUGUUUUAGGCAUUUAUUUUUUUUCUUAUUAUUGAAUCAUGUUAUAAUACUUUGUUGUUCAAAAAAAGUAUCAUCUUUGCAAUUAAUUUCUCAGGUUUCAAUCAUCAAUAUUAUUAACCAAAAAUUUAAUUUUUUGCUACUAAUAAUGUUGUAUCUGCUUAUUGUUAAAAAGAAUUCCAGUUUUAAUUUUUCAUGUAUUAUUUCUAUUAUUAAAUCUUUCAGAUUCUUAAUAUUUGAUUUCAUGCAAGUGUUGAUUAAUAUCAAUAUAGUUUCAACUAAAGCAUUUAUUUUAAUUAAUUCCAAAAUUAUUUAUAUGCAAGUGAGUGUAUUCUGUGUGCAAUUUAAAGUCCUAUGUGGAUGUUGGAGUUUUGAUUUAAAUGAACAAUUAUUUUCAUUUUUUUUAUAAAUAACAUAUUUAAUACCGGUGGCAGCUGAAAUUCUAUGGACAAUUUGAUGGUGAUGGUCUUUUAUUUAUUUUGAAAAUGCAUGAGGGAAAUGUUAUAAGAUAAAAAUUAUCUUUCCUAGCCAUUUGAAAGGACAAUAUCUUCAUGUUUUAUUUGCAUGAACCAAACUCGAUUUCUUUAAAAAAAAAAUAAGAAUCGUGAUUCAAUUGGUAAUGCUUCGAAAUAUGAACUCUGUUUCUCCGUCUGCAAAAAGAUGCCAUUUGAUAUUUUCUUUUGUAGCCAUUGGAAAUGAAUCAUGUAGAUGUAUAGUAUUGCUGUACUGUGUAUUUCAGCUGAUGUAUUGUAUUAUAUAAGAAAAAAAUCUGUGUUGUGUAGAAAUCAUGUUGAACAAUUGUAUUUUUGUAGCUUGCACAGAUAUUAGUCAUAGUGGUCAUUUUAAGUCCAAUGACCCUUGUUAAUUGUGUAAUUAAUGAUAUAACAUUAACGUCCCUGCAACCUAACGAUUUUAAAAGUUAUGUAGCAACUGACAUUAUGGGAUAUUGGGGACACAGUCAGCAUACAAAAUCUGUAUAUAAACAAUUUGCUAAAAUCAAAAUUAAUAUCAAAGAUACGAUGUGCCUGGUUUCACUGUUAAUAUAUGAAUUUUCUCUAAUUUUAAAUAGUUCAUUAAAUGAAAUUAAUAAUUAUAAAAGUGGUACUCCAAAAAUGUAAAAGUAAUAAUCAUAUUAUUUUAGCAGUAUAUUAUGGAGCUGACCUUAUCCCUAUAUUCCUGAUAUCUCGUUUGUCAAGUUGUAUUUUAUUAGUUCAAACAUAAAUAAAUAAAGUUUUAAAAGUUGUUUAUUGAGGUUUUAAAUACUUUUUAUUUGUCUCGUGUUACUUAAAAAAUAACAUUGUUGGAUUUAAACACAGAAAGCACAACAUUUCUAUCGCCAUUCCCCUUAUCAGUUUGUAUCUAGUCUUGGAAAAGUUCCUGUGGUAAUAACAAUCCUGUUUUUAACUUUAUUCAGGUUUACAGCAAGCUAAUUAACAUUAUCUGUUACAAUAAUGUUGUGAAAUAAUUGAAUUAUUUUAGUUUUGUUUUAGAGUUCUUAAAAACAUAAUUGUAAAUAGAUUGUUUUUAAAUUAUUAUUAUUAUUUUGUAUUGAUCAAUAAAAUUUCUUCCACAUUAAUAUUUUACAUAAAAAUGUUAUUGAAUUAAAUUAACAUAAAAUUGAAUAAUUCAAAUUUUUGCUUUUUCAAAAUUAGCUUGCUGUUAAUCUGAAUACUUUUAUUGGCUAACAGUUAAAUAUCUAGUUUAUACUUUUAUGUAUUUCAUGUUUGAUUCAGUUUCCAUUGUCUACUUGCAUUUAAUUUCCCUCUUUUAAUCGUGGCUUCAACUAAUUCUGUGACUCAAUGUCUACACAGAGAUAGAUUGUCCUAUAUAUCCUUUCUCUUAUUAUUAUUAAUAUUUUUUUAUUCAUUUUUAGUUUAAUCUUUUGAUGUUUUGUGCUUAUUCAUAAGUCCUUUGUAUUGUUUUUAUGUUCCCAAAAUAUUAAGUUUCAUUACUUAAUUUUUUAUCAUCAAGCUCUGAAAAAUAUGGCGUCAGUUCAAAUAAAAUUUCAAAACAAUUUUUAUUAAUUUUUUUUGAGUUGACAGAAUCGGUUGAAAAUCCACUAAAGUUGUUCUACGGAAUGUGAAUGUAUUAUUGGGAAGGGAAGAAUUGCCAUCCACCUUAAGAAAUCUAUUGUUUUGAUAAGAAUAUGAGCUAAGGAUUAGCUAAGCCCACUGAUGAGCUUAGCUACAUGAUCUCUACAAGCAAUAAAAUUGUAGUGUAACUCUAGAUAAUGAGAUAGGGAUACUGUAGUUUAAAUGAAAGAACUUGUAUCAUAUAUAAAGAAUUAAUUGCUACAUCAACAUACCUAGAUUUAUGUAAUGUCGCUUUUGAAGGACCAAAUUAAAAAAAAAAAAAAAAGCAGGCGAAAAUGUGUUAUGUUUUUUUUUUUAUUCAUUUUGUUUCAGUUUUAAUUUUUAAUUCAUUUUUUUUAAGGAAGAAAUUUAUCAUUUAAUUUCUUAUGCUACUUUUCUUAAAAGUAUGAGAUUUUAACCUCUAUAUCCUAAACUUUUAUUGCUCAUAAACUAAAAUAUAAAUUAUAAUUUCAUUUUUAUUCUUUUUAAUGUUUGAUGAAAUUUUAUUGAAUUUUUCAAAAAUAAGCCGAUUUUUUCCCCCCGAAGGAAAGAAAAGGGUAUUUUUUUUAACUGUUUAAAUUGCUCACAAGAAUGUUUAAAAACAUUGAGAUUCUGAAAACGAUUUGAAUAAUAUUCUUUCUAUAUAGUUGUGUACUGAGAAUAUGUGGUUUUGUUGCACAAAUGCUUUAUUAAAGUUUUGUUCAUGCAUAAGAUAAAAUUUCUCUGUAUGAUUUCUUUUGUAAAAUAGAAGUAAAUAGCUGGAAAACAAACAGUACUCAUUUCAUAAUUUAUUAAAAGACAUGAAUACAACAGUUUAUAUAACCUAAGUAUGGAAGAUAUAUUUUUAACUGACAAUUACUCAGCCGAUUAUUUUAUUAAAUGAAUUGUAAUCUUAAUUAUUUAUCAAAUUAAUUUGAAAAAUUGAAUGCUACAAUUUUACAUUUUAGCAUGGCAAAUGUGUCUGAAACUAAGCAUUUAACAUCUAAGUAAAAUCUGUAUGACAAGGAAGUUCUGAAUUUAUACUGACAUUUGAGUUUUUGUGUGCAUACAGAAUUUUUUUACCU
This is a messenger RNA of Argiope bruennichi, 9177 nucleotides long. Its product is annotated as forkhead box protein P1-like. Gene Ontology annotation, molecular function: RNA polymerase II cis-regulatory region sequence-specific DNA binding; DNA-binding transcription factor activity, RNA polymerase II-specific. Gene Ontology annotation, biological process: regulation of transcription by RNA polymerase II. Lineage: Eukaryota; Metazoa; Arthropoda; Arachnida; Araneae; Araneidae. The transcript is spliced from 18 exons. The record is from RefSeq and is a predicted model, not a curated record. Gene Ontology annotation, cellular component: nucleus. Bases 592 to 2955 code for a protein of 787 amino acids.